Haplochromis burtoni (Burton's mouthbrooder) is the source of this 9477-nucleotide messenger RNA. RefSeq names its product alpha-2 adrenergic receptor. Bases 331 to 1632 code for a protein of 433 amino acids. The record is from RefSeq and is a predicted model, not a curated record. Gene Ontology annotation, biological process: adenylate cyclase-activating adrenergic receptor signaling pathway; regulation of smooth muscle contraction; platelet activation. The transcript has a single exon. Gene Ontology annotation, cellular component: membrane. Lineage: Eukaryota; Metazoa; Chordata; Actinopteri; Cichliformes; Cichlidae. Gene Ontology annotation, molecular function: alpha2-adrenergic receptor activity.
ACCAUGCUGAAGGAAGGGGAGCUGCGGCUGGAUGUCAUUCAACUCCUGACGAACAGGAGCCGUGACAAAACUAUACCAGGGGUGUCUUUCCAAUUCAAGCAAGUUGUCUUGAGACACACCCGAUCAACAGGCUGUAAGAGCCUCCAGAGACUUCGUUAACUGGGAUUUUAUUUUAUUUUUUGCGUGCGCCCGUAUCCAUGUCGUCAGAUUUGUAAAUUAACCACGGAGGAGCGCGUUUCUGAUGGACUCUAAUGACAGGAGCAUUAGAGAUCUGAAAAGAACUGACAAAAUCCAACCAGGAUAUACACACACACGCAAAUAUAUGUAACAAUGGAUUCGUUCAACGCCAGCGGAAUGGAUGCGUUCACGGUGAUCCAUUUAAAUUCCUCCUGGACGCUGGACAGUGGAUAUUCUUUAGCAGCGAUAGCUGGCAUCGCCGCUCUCGUAAGUUUUCUCAUUCUUUUUACCGUUGUUGGAAAUAUUCUUGUGGUUAUCGCUGUGUUAACGAGCCGGGCACUGAAAGCCCCCCAAAACCUUUUCCUGGUGUCUCUGGCCACAGCGGACAUCCUGGUCGCCACUCUCGUGAUGCCGUUUUCUUUGGCAAAUGAACUCAUGGGUUACUGGUAUUUUGGAAAAGUUUGGUGCGGUAUUUAUCUGGCUCUGGAUGUUUUGUUUUGUACUUCAUCUAUUGUGCAUCUGUGCGCAAUAAGCCUGGACCGAUACUGGUCCGUUACGCAGGCUGUAGAGUACAACCUGAAGCGGACUCCUAAACGCGUCAAGUGCAUUAUCCUGAUCGUGUGGCUUAUAUCUGCGUUUAUCUCCUCUCCGCCGCUCAUAUCUAUCGAAAGCAACAGUGAGAUCAGCUCUCAGCCUCAGUGCGAGCUGAAUGAUGACACUUGGUACAUCCUCUCCUCCAGCAUCGCGUCCUUCUUCGCUCCCUGCUUAAUCAUGAUCCUGGUCUAUAUCAGAAUAUACCAGGUGGCCAAAACCAGAACCAGAAGCAUGUCAGGAAAAAACCCCAGGCCAGAUGGCGUUACACAAACUGAGAAUGGACUGAGCAAAGCCACCUCCCCUUUCCACGGCGAGAGGGAGAACGGUCACUGUCAGUGCCCGCCUACGCCCAGCCAACGCACCGUCACCGUCGGGCAACAGACUGAGGAGCCUGACAUGGAGGAGAGCUCCUCGUCAGAGGGCAAAGGUCACAAGCCCCAGCUGCAGGAGUCCCAGAGAGCAAAGAGGAUCAGCAACAAGAAAAGCUCGCUCUCCAAGCAAUCCACUCGCAUCUCCAGGGUCAGUAACAAGUCCAUGGAUCUGUUCACCUCCAGGAGGAAACGCCGUAAGAGCUCCCUAGCCAGGAAGAAGAUCUCCCAAGCCAGGGAGAAGAGAUUCACAUUUGUACUGGCUGUUGUCAUGGGAGUGUUUGUUGUUUGCUGGUUUCCCUUUUUCUUUAGCUACAGCCUGUAUGGUGUGUGCAGGGAACCCUGUAGGAUUCCCGACCCCCUCUUUAAAUUCUUCUUCUGGAUUGGCUAUUGCAACAGCUCCCUCAACCCUGCCAUUUACACCAUCUUCAACCGGGACUUCAGACAUGCCUUCCACAAGAUUCUCUGCAAGUCCUGGAAAAAGUCCUUUUAGCUGUGAAGCAGAGCUGCUGCAUCACUGUGACAAUCUUACAUGAAAUAUCAAAUUGAAUUUAUAAAAAACACAGGAAAAAAAAGGAAAUCUGUUGUGUUUGUUAUGCCUCACUUAUGUCUCAUUGUCCUGCUUUUCCAGUCAUGACAGCGUGCACCCUUCAAGGAGUCCCCUCAAGCUUCAGCAUAGAUGUUUUCAUUACAGACUUCUCACAGGCUUUCCCAGUUUGAUUAAUGUGCACCACAUUUCUCUUAUUCUCUAUGAACUGUGCUGUAAUUCUGUAUUAAAGGACCGAUAUUGAUAAAGCCCCCUGUACAUCCACAAAAGAUGCACACACAGGUGAUUUAUGUGCCAGGACAAACCCCCAGUUCAGCUCAGUUUUUCCAUUCCAUUAAACUUUUCUAUUUUUUGAACACUAAGAUCAUUCUUCAUCACAGAUUUUGUCUUGGGUAAUUAGAUUUAACCUAUUAAUAUUAUUUUACACAUUAUUGAAAAUAUAAAAAUAUGCAGCCUACAAGCACAAAAUGUCAUAAAACCAGAUCGUUGACAAGACAGAGUCUUAGUGUGGCAUUUUGAGAAAUAUGCUCAAUGGACUUCCCAACAGUCGGUUCAAUUCAAAUUUAUUUAUAUAGCACCAAAUCUCAACAGUCACCUCAAGGAGCUUUAUACUGUAGAGUAAGGAUCCCAGAAUAUUAGAAAGAAAACCCCAACAAUGAAAAUUUGAUGACAGUGGAAAGGAAAAACUCCCUUUUCACAGGAAGAAACCUCUGGCAGAACCAGGGUCAGGCAGAUAUCUUCAGAAACUGGUUAGCAGUGAGGAAAGAGAAAAGUUAGUGCUCUUUUUAAUGGACAACAUAAGAGAAGAUAAGAAGAAAAGAUGUCUGUAAAUAUGUAGCAUGUUUGUUCAUAAGCACUACCUUGACACAGAAAUUUAACAAAUUAUCACUGAAAUUAGCGCAUUAUAUAAGUUUUGUUAGUUAGUAAAAAAGAAGGCUUUCUAUUUGCUGGUCUUCAAUGCACAUAACAAGUGGAAACUAGAGAAAGUUAGUAUUGCCAUAAAACUGCCCCCCAUCAUCAAAAAGAUAUACGUGUUUGAUUUAGAUAUAGCAAGUGUAGCUAAGCUUAACUAAGCUAAGCUAAACCAGCUGUAAGCUGAUACAAUGUAACUACUGCAGAGAAAUUAAAGUGAUACUGAUCUUCUCAUCCAAGCCAGCAACAAGUCAAAGAAUAUUUCUCAAAAUGUCAAACUAUUCUUUAAAAUGUUAUUUAAAAAACAAAACAAAAGAAAAACAAAACUGUUAGUGUUAAUGCCUGUGUGGUCAGUGCUGCACUUAAUCUGUAAAGAAAAAGAAAAAAACCCAAAACAAAACAGUAGCACAAAACAGUUCAUCCCCACUGUGCCUGAAACUUUCUGGCUCCCUGAAAUGAUGAAGCCUUUUGGAGGCUGCCCACCUGGCCCAGGUUAAGAAUCCUCAUACACUCAUGCACCUGUGGUUUCCAACCUUGUUUCAUCGCCCUGCAAACAUCGCCCUUCUGCUUAUAUGUUUGUUUUGAAGUGAAACCAAAACGAUUCUCCUUUCUUAUCUGCCUUUUUAAAGGACAUAUUUACUGUUUUAAGGCAACGAGGGCUACCGUGGAAAAGUCUGAAGUGAUAUUUAUGUACAAACAUGUUUGAAUCUUUGACCUUUUUGAGAAAGGCAAGCAGGUUGGACGCCAUUAGCUUAAAUUCAACUAUUUGGUUUGUUUGUUUGUUCAGCUUCCUUGAUGCUGUUAGCCGUGUUUUCUUUGACAGUUUUUGAACAUCGCUGCUGAAAACAGACUCUAAACUGAACUCUUUUUGUGUCACUGUAGGGUCUUUACCUCACAAUACAAAGCGCUGUGAGCCAACUGUUGUUGUGAUUUUGCGCUAUCCUGGGUUUGGUUGUCAUCAUGAUAAUUCACAAGUCACACUGAGAUAUAUUAAAGGACAACAGCAGGAUAAAUCACGGCAGAUUACAGAUGACUGGGUUUGACAUUAAAAAAUGGUUCCAUGCAAAAGGGUAAUUAUUUUCACAGCAGCCCUAAACGACUGAGCAUUUCAGAUUCAAUGCAUUCAUUCUGCAUUUAUUUUCCAAGAAACUACCUCUGUUUAUUUGCUGCUGAUUUUGGAGUGACAUCUUGCAAAGUGCAUAUUUUCCUCUGCUUAAGCUGUCUGAUGUUGUGCAAAAAUAAAAGAUGACGAAGUCACCUGGUGUUGUGAUUUUGCAACACGGAGUCUCAUUAAUGGUCAAAAACAUGGGGAGAAACAGUUAAGAAGCUAUCACGAAAUGAUAAACGUUAUUGCGUUUUUUUUAAUAUAUAUAAAUAUUUAUAUUCUAAUCAGAUGACAACUUUUGGAUUAAACUUACUGACAACAUCACAAUAGUAAAUCAUGAUAGUCUUUCUAUCUAUAAAUGCAUCCUUUGAUCAGAUUCAAAUUCAGCAAAAGUUGAUCCAUCCGAGAAGUUUAAUUUCCAUCCGACAAAGAAAAUCCCCAUUUAUGCAAAGCCGGCGAGAUCCAGGGUUUUGUUUGACUGUGUUGUACAGCAUUCGUGUAAACAGACUCCUAAUUAGGUGGAACAGUUGCACGAUCCAGAACAAAUUGGUGACUCCAAAACUGCUCAUUAUCAUUAUUUACCCAGAGAAUUUAGCCCCAACGUGUUCAAUCAAACUUCUGCAAAUCCACAUAUCGUUCAGCAGCUUGAAAUCCCUGAACAUGGCAACGGGUGGGUGUCAUAAAAAGUGUUCAGUCCCUCUGAUGGACUGAGGCCAUGUUCAUUUCAGCGUGUUGGUGACCUUUCUGCACAAUAGGUUUGAUGUUGGUUCUGGCAGUGUCAUAAUCUAAUACUCCCCAAAGACCCUGUGGGCAAGACUGAGGUGAAACUGAAUUCUCCACACACCAAAGUCCUGUUUUCCUGCUGCUUCUGUGCCGUGGCUGAGUGUGCACAGCCAAAAGCCAUUUGUAAAGGGUUACGAGCCCAUCUGCUGUUUGCAGUCACGAGAGAUUUAUGUCCGAAAAAACACAACAAGAAAGCAGUUUCCCAGCCUGUAUAAUUGUUUCAAUACAGAGGAUACGCAAGAAGGUGCAGAGUGGUUGAUGAAAGACAGCAGUCAAAUAUAUCACCAGAUGGACGUACUGGUGCCAAGCAAAAAAAGGAAGUCUUUUUUGCAUUAAUGCCACCAUAGCAGGAGUACAGGCAAUAUCUGACUAAACUGCUCUUGUAGCAAAGACACCCUUUUUAUUACUUUUGAAAAAGGCUGGGAGUGGGUUUACAGAACUUUUUCUUCAUAUUUCUACCAAAUCUUAAGAAAUUGAGCGAACAAAUAUAUAAAAAGCUGAUCUAAAAUAUCAGGUUUAUGAAUAAGUAGUGCAAUAAACUGAGAAGCAUAGCUGUGAACCUCACCAAGAGCUGUGUGAAGUGAUGCAAGAAAUUAACGAACAAGCCAUAUUUAAUCUGUUGAUGUCCAGCUGACAUGAUCAUUGACUGGACUGUUUGUAAUUACCAGGAAUCUUUUACCUUCCUCCAAACUGUAUUUAAGUGGGAUGGGGAAGCCAAAGCAAGUUUCUUUAUAUGAAUUAUGAAGAAAUAUUUGAAUUUGUUACAUAGAAAAGGAAAGUUUUAUGUAAAUAAUAAAUGGAACAUUAUGUAUCACCCAUUAUCUAGGGUUGGGACACAAGCGGUAGAGUAUUCAGCUUUUGUGGGAUAUGAUAUGCAUAUCAUUUACAUAAUAUGUUUAGUCGAAAGACAAGAAUGGACAAAGGAGCAAACCUCUGUGAGGACCUGCAAUGGCACCAUGCUAAUCUUUUUUUUUUUAUAAAACGUAGUUAGUGGGUUUCCUCAUAAAGAACUCCAUUGGUGUUGUUCUGUCUGUGUUUUAUAGGUUUGGUAAGUACACUGCUUUCCUACCUAAGAUAAAUAAAAUGUGUCCUCAAGAGUCAAGAGCAAAGUGGCUUAAUGGGGUGUGUGAUUGAUUUUAGUGAUUUAUUGUUGCUUUAGAAGUCAACAGUUAAAAAGAAACUGAUUUGUGAAAGGAAAAUGUAAUUUGUUUCUUCUGUGGUUUGUAAUUUGUAUGAGGGUUUAGGUAUCUCAAACAUGUUAAACUGCAUUUUAAAUACAUUUUAUGGUUACAUUGAGAGAAAAUCAUCAGCAGAACACAAAGCAACUGAACCGAUUCUACAAUGAACCUGUCAGAUUGAACAGUGUUCACAUGUCUUUAAUAGCUGGUCCCAUUUACAACCAAAAAUAACAACCAGCAGACACACAUCAACAUUAGCAAUCAAUUGGAGUUUAUAUUCUGGCCACAUAAUGAAUGUAAGUCCAAUAUUCAUCCUCCUGAGGGAAACAUCUCAGCCUUUAGCUGAAGGUCGUUCCAUUAUGCUCACCAGAUAGUCAAUAGACAUUGUCUGCUUGGUGUUUUGUAGGUAGUUUACAGUCAUUUUUAUCAUAGUAUUAAAAGGGAAACAGUAAGGCUGGCGUUCAUGGUGGGAAAGAAGCAGACAGUAAAGCUGUGGGUCAUAAAAUCAAAACAAGGAGCUAAAAGACACUAAAAUGCUUACAAGAAGUGACGGGAAAUACAGAGUUAUGAGGUACUUUUGUCAGAGUUUCUCAGAGUUUGCCAUGAAACAACCUUCAUAUUGGUCCACAGUGAAGAAAACCAAAUGAGUCCUGUGACUCAUUUUUUAAAAAGUCUUUUUAGAUGCAUACCCAAGCCUGCUGAUAUAUUUUUGCUUUCAAUAAAUCUGCUUCCCAUUGUUUCCACUCAGUAACUACACCUCCACAGACGCACUGUCAAAACUGUGAGGUUCUGAAAAAGCUCCUUUUUAAAGGGGAUACUCACUCUGUAGAGAAUAAUGCAAAGAUUCUAUGUGGUGAAAUAAUGACAUUUGUCUUUAUUAUUGUUAGAUUAUGUAUUUCCGUUUGCCAAGACAUGCAUAUUUUAAACUUUAAAAUAUAAAGGAUCCCGGCACUGCUUUAUAUGCACAGUACUGCAUCUGUGGUAGAUAUGAGAACGAGUUCAUCUGGUGGAUGUUAGGAUCGGCAGAUGUCUCAUCUCUCUUGGCUGUAGCGGACAGUUUUGCGGUACUUAGUUUGUAUCAGAUUUUGUUCAAAUUUCCGUUUUAUGGCUCCAUAAAAGUGAAAAGUGAAUUAAAAAAAGACAGCUCCAGACUUAAGUAAGAUGAAAAAGAUAGAUGCCAAACACGUGACGUACAGAUAAAUAUUUAUUUCAGAUCAAUGUACAUAUUUUUUUUGUGAACUCCGUUUCUCCUUUUUUCCUUGUUAAUAUUCUCCGUCUUGUAAUCGAGCUUCUGAGCGAAAGUUUUGAGUGUUACAGCAUCUUUCCUCAGUCAGAUGUCAGCAUCCAGUGUUGUGUGGAAACUACAAAGACAUUAAAUUUAAAUUUUACAGCUGACAGCUCACACAAAAAUCCAUAAACCCAAGAAUGUGGACCCGCAUUUGUUAGCGCUUUAACAAAUACCGCAUAAUGCAAGAUGUGAAAAGACUACAGCCAUGAAAAUACAUUUUAAACACAUGAAGAUAUCUACUCUGAGCGAUUAGCAUAUCGAGUGGUUUUCGGCUGAUUUAUGGGUACAUUUGCUGAGAAAGAGACUUAAGAUAAAGCAGACAGGGUUUCUCGUGUCAUCAUUAAACCUGGCAAAUUUUGUGGAAGAUGAAAGGCCUCAGAGUCUUGUGGAUAUGAUGUCGCCACACCUGACCGGCUUCAAUUUUCUGCCAGACAUCAGACCCCAGCAGUGAGAAAACAUGGGCAGGCUAUCACGAAAUUGCAAGAGCACACCUUUCCCAAAACCCUUUUUGGUGAAUGAAAAAGAAAAAAGGAAAAAAGAAAAAAGGAAACCCGUUUCAUCAAAAUUUAUGUUUACCUUUGAAAAAAAGUUUCCUACUUUCUGACUCUCUGAACAGCAAAUGCAUAAAUGCUCAGUUCACUUAAGAAUCUCUCGGCAGCUGCAGAAACUGAAGACACGUCUCACAAUCUUCUAAUAAGUCUUUACACCAUUGCUAUUUAGUGUUUACCACGCACUGACUCCUCCGUGAGAUUUAUAAGAUGCUGCAUAAUACAGUGUUUGACGUUAGAUUAUUAUUUGAUGUAAGACGGUGAGGUUUGCUUACCAGCAGCAGAACGUUCGGAACUUAAAUCCACAUUUCAGUGUGAUGAAUUAGCCUGUUUCAUUAUGGCCAAUAAUGCAUCACAUUGCAGCUGUCAUAUAUAAUGAUGGAGAACACCUCAGACGGCGUUCACUAACUCCCUCACAGCUGAGCUCACAAUUCGCUGCCUGCGCAGAAAGCUGUCCUGUCAAACAGCUCUGAUAUGUAAAUGACUCAGCUGGAAACAGACUCGACUGAUUUUCUGUUCAGUGGAAAUUAUUGUUUGAGGCUUUAAAUGACAAACCUCUCCAAGAAUCUAAUAUCUCAGCUGUGCAUUGCACUUUAAAUAAUUACAGCUAAGGAUGAACACAGAGCCAGUGCUUUUAAUAUUCUGACAACUGGAACCAAAAACCCUGUUUUUUCCUUACCUUAUGAACACUUCAUUUCCAGUUUUCUCUACAUUUACUGUGUUGAUGACUCCUGUUCGUUUGGAACAACAGGGCCCCUGAGGAAGGUGCUUUAAACACACCUUAAGUUACUUUUGGCUUUUUGUUUACGCCUGUAAGCUCGUCCAGCCUCAGGGAAGGGAGUGAAAACAAACAACAUGGCUGACACUGACUCUUUUGCAUCUGUGAGUUUAGUACCAAAGCAGUUAUAGCUGUGGCAGUAGUUAUAACAGAGUGGCAAAACAGGUUCAAAAGGAAAAAUUAUUUGCAUGAUUAUGGGUGUUGUGCUGUGUACUGUAAAACUAUGUUCACAAACUCCACAUAGAAAGCAAUGCCAUCCUGUAAAUGUAUUGCCCUUCUCUCUGCUGAUUGAUAUGACAUGAGUUAUAGCUUAGGGAGCGUGGAUAAGGUUAGGGUUAGGCGCUAGGAGUUUAGCUCUACAGCAGUAACAAAAUGAAUACAAAUUAAGAGGCAAUGGCACGACUCGGCAGGAUCUAUACUGGUUUUCUAUCAUAUGUGCUAUAAAACCAGUUUUGGAAUACAUCAGUAAAUACAAAUGGAGCAGUUCAGCUAUAGUCUUUGGAUAACCAGCGUGUUCACUUAUUGUUUUUGAAAGCAGAUCUGGAUUGCGAACUUUUUACAGUGAAACUUAUAAAAGUUUCAAUAUUUAGCACUUAUUCCAGAUCUUAUACCUUCUCUGGCUGAAGUUUUGGCCCACUGAGGGCAGUAAAAACAAGACAAUGAAAAACGCAUAUCGCUUGACAAACAUGGCAGUAACUUUAUCUCCCAGGUCAAAACUUGCCUGGUAUGUCUGCAAAAACUCAAAAACUACCCCACUGGACGCUUAAAGGUGUUGUUGACAAUAUUUCAAUGUCGGCCAGUCAGACUGUCUCUUACAAAGUGUGGCAGCGAGAGAGAAACAGUGAUGACACACACCUACACACGAUGGUGGUGGUGGUGACUGAGAGCUCUGAAGCUUCAAGAUUACAAGGGAAAUCCCAACUACGCCGAUCUGGGAAUUUCCCCCAGGAAAUAUCCCAUUCACAACUGUACCAAUCACCAAAAAGGCAUUCAGGACCUUUAUUCCUGAAGACAAAGAUGUAGUUCAAGUCAUAAAGGAUUGAAGAUUGGUUAAUAUUACCAAAGCCUGCUUACAUUUACAUUCAUCUAAAUGUAAAUUGCAUCUGAUGAGAUGGAUUAGAUGGAUGUUGUAUUUCUCUGGAUCAUUAGAAUCAGUGCGGCUUGCUCCUGAUCUCAACUUUGAUUGGAACAGUUCAGUG